Molecule: messenger RNA, 390 nt
Organism: Candidula unifasciata
Lineage: Eukaryota; Metazoa; Mollusca; Gastropoda; Stylommatophora; Geomitridae
Source: the annotation of a GenBank genome assembly
AUGAGUGACUCUCAGCCAUCUACUCCUCGAAAAACUGAAGCUACAGAUACACAGACGGUUGUGCUGAAUAAAGUACAAGAUCGCGAUGAACAGGGUAACCCAGUUCUCCAGCUGCGACUACAGCAGUCCAAGAAUGAUCAUAAAGUGAAGUGGACGACUGACACUGUGGACAACGAGCUUCUGGGAAAGAAGAAAUCCAAGUGCUGCUGUAUUUAUGAGAAACCCAAAGUAUUUGGAGAGUCAGAUACUUCUUCCAGCUCAGAUGAUGAUGAUGGUGACGACUGCACACCCCACUGCCGAGGUCACAAGAAGAAGUGCUUCCGGCGUAAAGGUCACUGCCAUGACCAUGAGGGCAAAUGUGGCAAUGACACAGGUUCAAACAGUUACUGA